AUGUCCAACCAUCCCGUCAUCCUGAACGCUUCUUUCAACAAUUCAAGUCUGCAUUUCAGUUCAUCUGUGAAUGGCACCGAACCGCCACAUUUCGCGAUUUGGACCAUUGCUGCUCCAUUCAUAGCACUACUGACCAACAGCGCUGCUAUCAUCCUGAUGGUGUGCAACGAGAAACUACGGACCCCCUUCAACGUGUACAUCAUGGCACUGAUGCUGAGCAACAUCGCUUACGUCACCAUUGCCGGCAUACUGAGCCUAACCAACGCGCGAUACAUCUACCAGAACUGGACACUGGGUGUCGCCUUAUGUACGGUACGCAUAUAUACCGAUUACGCUGUCAGCGCCGUCACGGUGCAUCUCCACCUGCUGGUUAGUCUCAGCCGCGCCUGGGCUUUGUUCGGACCAAUGUCCUAUCGCAGCCACCACACCAGACGCUUGGCGGUGAUGUUCUGCGUAGGUAUGGUCCUUUAUGUGCACAUUCUGCUGCUGCCUGGGAUCAUCCUGGACGCUGUAUAUUACCGCCUCCCCGUGGAGAACGGCUGCUGGGUCAACAACUCCCGCCAGAUGGUGUGGUCGACAUUCACCACCGUGGUGGUAUUCGAUAUCCCCAAGCUCUUUAUUCCCGUAUGUUACCCAGUGCUGUUGUGGAAGACAUUGCAGAGGCGAAAAAUCGGGGCCACCUUGCGUGGUCAGAUGAACGAUAGAGCACCGACUGCACCGUCACCGUCGACAGCAUCAAAUGCCCGAGCAGAUAAUAUGGUUCGACGCGAGAGCGCUGCUUCACGGCCCUUCAUCGUUCUGACCUUAUUUACCGUUGGUAUUGUCGUCUGCUGGAUCCCCGGGCUCGUACUGUACCUUCUCGUGAACUUUAUUUCCCGGAAGGAUAUUUCCAUGUUUUAUACCGUAUCGGCCAUUCUGUAUUCACUGCAGGCGAUACUCGAUCCAGUCUUUUUCUGUCUGAGCGUCAAGGAUCUGCGAUCACGCUUGUGUUUAAUGGGGGGGCCGGUGUACGCGCUGCUGCGGUGCCGAGUUCAACUGACAUUACACGCAAUUACAUCAUUUUUUUAUCAAUGCUGGCCGUAG
Molecule: messenger RNA, 1083 nt
Organism: Paramacrobiotus metropolitanus
Lineage: Eukaryota; Metazoa; Tardigrada; Eutardigrada; Parachela; Macrobiotidae
Product: 5-hydroxytryptamine receptor 1B-like
Exons: 1
Coding region: 1-1083 (360 amino acids)
Biological process (GO): neuropeptide signaling pathway
Cellular component (GO): membrane
Molecular function (GO): G protein-coupled peptide receptor activity
Source: RefSeq, a predicted model, not a curated record